GGAAAACCUGUCCUACAACGUUGUGCACGUCCAGGUAUAAAUAGAGGCAUCAGGGUGGUGGUGGGCAUCAGUUGUGAUCACUACUGCAUCAUGAACACUAAGGCACUUCUCCUGCUGGCUCUGGUGGCUGUGGCUGCCGCAGACAAACGCCCCGCGACGGGCUAUGGUGCCCCGCCGGUGUCAUCUGAGGAAUCCGAGCCCCCCAAAUAUGGCUUCGACUGGGCAGUUCAGGACGGCGAAUCUGGCAACGAUUUCGGCCAACAAGAGGCCCGUGACAACGACAACACCAAGGGGUCGUACACUGUACAGCUUCCCGACGGUCGUCUGCAGACUGUGACUUACUACGUGGACGGUGACUCAGGCUACGUGGUCGAUGUCAAGUACGACGGUGAGGCUCAGUACCCCGACUCUGAUGAGGUCAGGUCCUACGCCCCACCCAGGCCCACUUAUGGCGCCCCCUAAGUUAGUGGAGACUCCCGUGUGGCCACCACCAGGAGGCUACCUCGACCCACCAACAACCACGUACAUUCUACCACUAUUUCGAAUCUACAGUCAUAGAAAUUUUAAUAAUUUUAUCCUGUCAAUGAAUAAUAUUAGAACAAUAUGGAUUUGGGAUAUGUUAUGCCUAAGCCAUUUUAUCUUAACCACAUUCUUGAGCUCCUUACACAGUUUUGUAAAUCACAUUUUUUCUUUUUCCAGACCCCAACUUCCUUAUAAUAUUAUUUUUCUGUUGAAUGUGAAUAUCGUAUAUAUUAAACUAUUUAUUAAACUAAGCAAUACUUAAAAGAA
Molecule: messenger RNA, 789 nt
Organism: Homarus americanus (American lobster)
Lineage: Eukaryota; Metazoa; Arthropoda; Malacostraca; Decapoda; Nephropidae
Product: cuticle protein 8-like
Exons: 3
Coding region: 91-462 (123 amino acids)
Cellular component (GO): extracellular matrix
Source: RefSeq, a predicted model, not a curated record